AUGCUGUCCUCUACUGUCCUCUAUGGUGUGUCGGACUGUUUCAAGUCACAGGAUUGUAUUCGAGACCACGAACGACAGUCACCUCAAUUUCGGGCAUUCUCGACCAUGGAUCUGCUCAACAAGAAGUCGUACCGAACGAUGGCCUUGAUGCUCAAUUGGCCUAUAUUAUUGACAGCCAUGGGCGUUUGGGAUUUUUCCAGGAGCGUACGCCACUCUAUUCCGACCAGUCUUGGAAGCCAUACAGAAGCGCGUUCUCACUUGGAAGAGACUCCUGAACUGGCAGUUCUACACCAAGAAGAUUAUCUAUCAGAAAGACAAACCUCUGACAUCCCCUUCGACGCCUCCUCACCGUCCACUGCAUUGGCUAGUAACUUUCCUGCUAUGUACACCGGGCCACACCAGUCUGGUGCAAGCGACAAAACUUCUUUCUCAAGUUUUCACUCUCUUGGAGAAGGGAAUGCGGGUAUCCUCAACACGCACAACGGAUUGGCGGUCAAUCGUCGGAGCGGAGCGGAGAGUCAGGAACGUCUUCCAUUGCAUCAGGUUGUUGGGGAAGAAAUCCAGUCGCACGUAUUCCGUCCAGGUUCGCAGAUAGUAUCUCCUCCUGACGCGUAUAUUUUGAAUCCUCCUUCAUCGAGCGCUCAUAUGGACAUAUCUGGAGAAGGGUCAUCGGAACAAUUUCAUGAUCCAUUCGAGAACACAGGGUACUACCGCGAAUUAUCUCAUGUGAUAAGCCAGCUUCCAGGAAUCAUGGAAGACUCGCCAUCCUGGCACGGCCAACUCAUGGGGCUACCUUCACCAGAGAUGAUCAGCUUGAAGCCGUAUCACGAAUGGAGAACACUCGAGGCUCAAAACAGCCCCACUGGUCACGAUCAUCCCGUUGCAUCAUUAGAGUUCGAAAAAGCAUCCCCAGACUAUCAACAUGCUCAUCAUCGCAAACUUUUCCAAGAUCACUCAUCCGAAGAACUGCCCAGCUCACCUCAUAUACCAGCUUCUGAUGGUCAUGAUCCAUCCACUGCAUUAAGUGCUCACACGUCUCCGUUUCCAACUGAGUCUCAUCAUGCCAGCCCCACAAGAAAUGAAUUCGACGCAAAUGAGAUAAAGUACGCCGAUGAUCCAUCCAAUUCUGAAGGGUCGUCUCACAGUUACAGUGCCACGACUCCCCUCUCUGAUUCACAUGAUGAAUCGUCAGAAGAAUCAUCCAGUCACUUUCUUGGCAAUGAAGCACGGGCAAGCUCUGCACUGGUAAGACCACCAAAUGCGCGCGAAUUACGGAGCGAAAUUAAGAGUCCGGGUCACAGCACAAGCUACCAAUAUGUCAAAAUGAAAAGCAAUAAAGUGGAGUGGAGUCAGGCCAACUCAGUUGAACAGAAUUCGGACCAAGAAAAACAGAGUUCGAGCUCUCAAGACGCAAAACUACCUUCUCGGGAUGUGAGGAUAAGCCUUUCAAGACCCGGACAGCUCAAGGCCCCACAUCCAACUUAUCAAGUCAAUCUUCAACGUUCCAAGCGAACAUAUCAUCAUGAUCCUUUUUCAUUCAAUGGGGAUGACGAAUCCACCCAUCAAGCAACAAAGUCUCGCCGACUUACGCAGACCAAAAUUCAUGUUCUGGAAUCAUCUACGCUUCCGAGUUGGCAGUUAUCAUGGUCUCGAUCUAAGCCCCGUACUGCUCGCGGGCCGCGUCCUGGAAACCCCGCUGUCUUAAAAUCUGAACAACCCCGAAUAGAUGCAACCAAAUUUGAAGGCACUUUUGAUCUCGAUAGAUACUACUCAAAGAAAAAUGCUCUCGAAAGAUCUUACUCACGAAGUCGGACUCUUGCAAGAUCGGAAAAGGUGGCACUCGAAUCACCUACCCUAGAUCGUUCAAGACAAGCACGUGCAAUGAAUAUAGGGAUCGACUUUCAACAAAAAACGAUUUCCUCAAAAUCCCAUCUCGCUACUGAUCCAUUCCUAGUUAAAGCUCCAAAGCCAUCUGGCCCGAUGAAGAAGAGAACAAAAGCCAUUCCUCGCUUGGAAGCUGUAAAUCCACGACCUGAAGGAUACGUUGAUGACAACCGUCAUCAAUUGGUAUCAAACUCGAAUGAAGAACCACUGUUGUCCCGCGCUUUGAUGGAUACGUACAAGCCUCAAAUUCAAAAAUUUCUAGAAUCAAUAGAGCACAAAGAGGCUAACAAGGAUUACGCGCAAUUUCUCGUCGAGAAUAUGGAGAAGCUAUGGGAUAAUUAUCUGGAGAUGAUCACAAUAUGCUCUGAAAUCGUCGCAGAGCGCGAUAUCAAAACAAACAUGGAGCAAGAUCUGAUCGAUGCGUACAAGUGGAUCGCAAUACGGUGGAAAGAGAUUCCCGGUACUCAUUUCGAUUGGCUACCACUUCCUGGAUUGAAGUAUCCACCUGGUAAAUUGUACGAACGCGAUGCCUUCACUCCACAUUUCGAAACUCUCCCCGUAUACGAGGGUACCAUAUAUUGGUUAGGUCAUCGAAUGUUCAAGCGAAGACGUGAACGCGUGGCUGGUACGCACAUAUUGUAUUUCAUGCGUGAAAAGCGACCCCACUGGAUCAGAGUCUUAACUCCUAUCAGUGCUCCAGAACUAUUGGUUAAAACAUUGUUGAUUGCAAUCAAAAGGGUAAGAAAAUUAACAUUUCCUAGUCCCCGGCCGUAA
This is a messenger RNA of Melampsora larici-populina 98AG31, 2658 nucleotides long. RefSeq lists its product as uncharacterized. The record is from RefSeq and is a predicted model, not a curated record. NCBI's taxonomy places the organism in Eukaryota, Fungi, Basidiomycota, Pucciniomycetes, Pucciniales, Melampsoraceae. The transcript is spliced from 3 exons. The coding region runs from base 1 to 2658 and encodes 885 amino acids.